Molossus molossus (Pallas's mastiff bat) is the source of this 3403-nucleotide messenger RNA. It is a transcript of the gene CXCL12, whose product is annotated as C-X-C motif chemokine ligand 12. The transcript has 4 exons. NCBI's taxonomy places the organism in Eukaryota, Metazoa, Chordata, Mammalia, Chiroptera, Molossidae. Bases 86 to 367 code for a protein of 93 amino acids. Gene Ontology annotation, cellular component: extracellular region; external side of plasma membrane. Gene Ontology annotation, biological process: cell chemotaxis; defense response; immune response. Gene Ontology annotation, molecular function: chemokine activity; CXCR chemokine receptor binding. The record is from RefSeq and is a predicted model, not a curated record.
UUCCCUGGCUGCCACACUUUCACUCUCUGCCGCCACUUCAGCUCAGCGUCUGACUUCGGCUCUCCUGCCGCCGCCUGUCCGUGCCAUGGAUGCCAAGGUCUUCACUGUGCUGGUCCUUGUGCUGGCCGCGCUCUGCCUCAGCGACGGGAAGCCGGUCAGCCUGAGCUACAGAUGUCCUUGCCGAUUCUUCGAGAGUCACGUUGCUAGAGCCAACGUCAAGCAUCUCAAAAUCCUCAACACUCCGAACUGCGCCCUUCAGAUCGUGGCAAAACUGAAGAACAACAACAGACAAGUGUGUAUCGACCCGAAACUGAAGUGGAUUCAGGAAUACCUGGAGAAAGCUUUAAACAAGAGGUUCAAGAUGUGAGAGGCGCAGGCUGGGUCAGCCGCCUGAGGAAGCCUUGCUGUAGGAGGCUGGUCUGAGCCGGGUUAGGAAGGGCCCGGUGUCCUUGUGCAGCCAGACAGGCCCAGCAAGUGCCCGGGGCUUUGUUUUGCACAGUUUGUCUCACUUUCACCAUUGAUUAUGUAGCAAAAUAUAUUCAUUGUUUUGUUUUUUAUUUAGCUUGAUUAUCCAAUGUCACUGGUGACAAAUAGGAACUUGGACUAAAACCAUUGCUUUAUUUGCUUUAUUAUAAUAUCUUUACUGUGGACUCCGGUCUGACGAGGGGUUCCAGAGUUUUAUAUUCCCCUGAGCUGCACAGGCUGGGACCCCAGACAGAGGGAGCCUUGCCCACAAUGUCAUGUCCUGCGAUGGAGAGCCACCAGGAGGUGUCAGUCAGCAUGGGCAGCCUGAGUGAAGGUGGCCCCGUGCUGCGAGGGGUGGAGGUUAGGUUAGGGGCCGGGCCAGCUCCUCCACGAGAGCAUCACCCCUGAGCUGAGGCAGGCAGGAGUGUGAGGCCAGGGCAGGGCCUCAUCCUGAGCUCUCUGCAUCUCAUCACGUUCUCCUCAUCAUCCUCUCUCUCAUCCAUCACCAUGUACAUCCGAGACUGUCUCCAUGUCCCCGGAAAAGGACUCUUUCAAGACAAAAACUUUCAUUUAAACCUGGGCACCAAGAAGCAAACCAAAAAGUAUUCCGUUACCAGGUCCCGGCAACAUUGUGCACAUCUGUGUCUACUCUGCAACAUUGUCUGUUGUCCAAUCCUGUGUUCUUGUUCAAAGCCAGUGUCCUCCAUGCUGCCUUGUCUGUUCCUCUUGUGCAGAGGCUGGGAGUGAGGAGAUGCUCGUGGGCCUUUGCCUGGGCUCCUGAUUAGGGCCGUGAUCAUUUUGGGGGUGCCCUUGUUUUCCCCACUGAUCACAAAGCCGUGGUGGACCAGCAGAGCCCAAGGGAAUUCAGUUUUCAACAGUCCUGACCUCUGAGGACACCGACCCACAACACUGCCACAGAAGCUGCUAUCUCAGAACUAGACGGUUUGUCUUGACUGUGUCAAGCCCAGCAUUGUUUGGGGAAUAGCAGGAAUGACGAGAAAAAAAGAGUCUUACCUAUUGUUUAUUUGUUUUGGGAACCAAAUCCAUAAAAUAAUUCAUCCCAGGUAUUUUUUCCCCUGAUUAGAAUCUAACCUCAACUUUUUCACCAUUUGGCAAUCCCAUCACCUGUCCGCUGCACGGCGGCCCUGGUCCUACCCUGCUGCGGUGGUUACCUUGUGCCCCCAGGAUGCCCAGGAGGCCUUCCUCCUAGAAGGGACGGGGCACGUGGAAAAGCUGGUUAAGAACCCUCUACUGAGGGCAAUUUAGUUUGUAGGGUUGUAUUAAACAUUUAAAAUAUUCACUUUUGAGAAAGGUAGGCACUGAGGGUUUUUGCUUGUUUUGUUUUUUAUGUGUCUCGCUAAUACUUCUCCCCUUUGAGGAAAGAUCCAGUGAAGUUUUAGAAACGAAGUAGGUGGAAGCAAAAGGAGGCAAAGCAAGGAAAUGUGUCAAUGGACAGAACGCCAACAACACAGUCUGUUACGGUGAAAUCGUGAGCUGUUGGUGGUUUUAGAUGGAAUAAUCAGGGUUAUCAGUAGCAUGUGUUAGGCAUUUCCACGAAUGUUCCUUCACAUUGAAUCUUUCUGGUGGAGAGCGGCUCUGCAGGCUGCACAGCACCCACAUCUCCGGCUGCUGCUGCGUGGAGCACGGAGGACGGGUGCCGUGGUGAGGUGUAAGGGGUGCAGCACUGGCCUCGAACCCCUCUGUAAAACUAACCUGUUGCUACAGGGCUCCCGAGUUACACAUGCAAUUAUUGCAUUUUCAGUGGGAGGGUCAUUUUCCAGGUAAUCCAAGAUGUGUAAAAAUCGCAUGGGGAAUUUGGAAGCAUCUUCUAGAGUCCAUGAAUCAGAGCCACUAAAGCUGCAGCUCCCAGCACACAAACAUGCCCCUGAAUCCUGACUACAGUUAACGUAGAGUCAUCUGUGUGUCUCCGGCUUGGGGGGAAGUAGGUAAGAGUAGAAACUGCUUGGAAAUUAUUUGUGUGACAUUUUCUCUACCUGCAAUCUGCUCCUGCAAGGAGCCCUCCCAGCUACAGCAGGUAUGCAUUUAAAUAGUUCAUUUGCAAAGGAAAAGCUCUCCCUGUGCUUUCAAAAUACAAGUCAAGUCAUCAGGGGAGCAGGGGUCGGCCAGCUGUUCCUCCUGGUCCAGUGCUGCCUCUACCUGACCUUCCCUUGGGCUCUGUACAAGGUCCAGGGCAGACCUUCGCUGCCAGCCUUUGCACCAGGUGGGGAGGGCGGUGGGGGCUGGGCUCACAGGUCCGCUGUGUGUUGGAAUCUGAAUCUGUGCCUCGUGUUGUCUGUACUGCUCUUUGUCCUGCUCUGGCCAGAUGCUGAGACCCCAGCGAGGAGGCUCGGGAGAGCCCUCUGCUUGUGUGGGCAGAGGGCCUGCAAAGCGAAGCUGCAGUGCCCACGCUGAGAGCCCAAGGGGAUUUGGUAUCAGCGUUUCUGAAUGCUGCCGGGUGUGACACCCUGGGCUCCCUCACCGGGACUUCACCAGCCUUCUCGGGUGUUGUGCCUUUCCGCAGCUGAAUGAGAACUGUGGGAUCCUGAUCCCUCUCCACAUCUCCCCUGCCCCAUUCUGAGGGAACCCCAUCCCUGGAAAUCACCCCUAGGAACAUCCAGGUCCCCUCAGUGCACCACUGACACAGCCAAGUUGAAAAACGCACAGGAAAUUUGUUAUUCCCCAACCUCGCUGGACUCUCAGUCUCUGAGCGGUGAUGGGUUCAGUGUUCAAUGUGAUAAAUACUGUAUUUUGUAUUGUUUAAAUUGCAUCUCCCAGAUAAUGUGAAAUGGUCCAGAAGAAGGCAGCUUCCUGUAUGCAGUGUGCUUUUUAAAAUAAGUAACACUUCCUUUUGAGAAACAAUUUCUACUUUCAUAUCAAUGAAAAGAUGUACUGUAUAUGCACUUAUAACUGUUCUAAUAAAGACAUGUAUUCAAAUGUA